AUGCCUCUCCCAGACUACGGUGCCGCUCCUCUGGCGAAAACCUUCCUCCUGGUCCGCGGCCUCUCCCUCAUCGCCAUGAUCGCCAUAGUCGGCGUAACAGCCAACUUCGUCUCCCAAAUCGUCUCCUCCAACAUCGAGCCACCCAAAGAAAUCGUCGGCACACUGGUCAUCACCUGCCUAGCAACCCUCUACACCCUCCUCACAAUACCCUUCUUCUACGCCAACGCCCGCCUCUCCCUCCUCCUCAUGACUGCAACCGACACCCUCCUCCUCCUCGCCUUCCUCACCCUCUCCAUCAUCCUCGGCCGCCCCCUCUCCUACCUCAACUGCCCCGCCAUCGCCUCCCAAACCGCCGCCUCCAACGCCCACUCCGCCGCGGCCUUCACGCAGAGUCUCGCGCAGAACUUGAACGAGAGCGGCGCGAGACUCGGGUUGGGCCGCUGGGCGGGGAGUACGCGCACGAAUUGUUAUGAGAGUAAGGCGGUGUGGGGACUGGGGAUUGCGUUGGCGGUGUUGUAUUUUUGUUCGGUGGUGGUUUUGCCGACGCUUUGGGUUAAGGCUAGGAGGGUUGGUGGUGGCAGUGGCGGGGGUAAGAGUGCUUUUUGA
Molecule: messenger RNA, 606 nt
Organism: Zasmidium cellare ATCC 36951
Lineage: Eukaryota; Fungi; Ascomycota; Dothideomycetes; Mycosphaerellales; Mycosphaerellaceae
Exons: 2
Coding region: 1-606 (201 amino acids)
Source: RefSeq, a predicted model, not a curated record